ACAAAAGCUUUAUUCUAAUCGUUAUUUGUUAAUUUAUUAUAUCGUGAUUGUUGUUUAUGGUUUUUUUGUGUAAAGUUCUAAUAUAGAGAAAUUGUUGUGCGGGCUGGAGGGUUGAUAGCCCGUGAGAGUACAAUAAAAGUGGGGUUGCAAGAGAGAGAGAGAGAAGGAGGCGUUUCGACGCAAGCGCCUUUUGUCUUUAAAUUCACAUAUCGUGGAGGUGGUGGUGGUUGUUCGCGGUUGCCUUCAUUUUUCGUGGUCGUCGAGGAACUCGCCUCCUCCGCACGCAUAUUUUCACAGUAGUAAUCCGACUGAACUUGAGUCAACAAACAUGUACAUACGAAGGAAAAAAAUAAUAUAGUGUCGUGUUGUUUUCAACCCCCCGUUUCACCCCCUCGAAAAACAAACAAAUUUUAAACAAUUUAUCAAAAAAAAAGGGGGAAAAUAUUUUUUCAUUUCGAAAAUUUUGUUUUUUUUCCCACUCUUUGUAAUGAUAACAACAACAUUUUGUGCUCUCGAUGUUUCGGACAAAAAAAAAGUGACAAAGUUUUUUUCGGACAAAUUUCGGUUUUGGAUUUUAAGUGAUGAUUAAAAAGAAGGGAUUAACAACAGGUGUUUUUGUGUUUUAAGUUUUUGGGUGUUUCGUAUUUUUUUCUGUGAAUUUUUAUAAUCGGAAAAGUUAAUGGUUUUGGUUCAUUUUCAUCAAUGAAUUUACCAAAGGAUCAUCAACAUCUUUCCCAUUCGAUUGUUGUACUUGAUUUGAAUUUUUCCCAGAGACAUUCGAUUGAUUUCAUUAAAUUCAUUAAUUUCAUUAAAUUUAUUAAAUUCAUUAAUUUUAUAAAAUUCAUUAAUUUUAUUAAAUUCGUUAAUUUUAUUAAAUUCGUUAAUUUUAUUAAAUUCAUUAAUUUCAUUAAUUUAAUUAAUUUCGCGGACAAUUGGGAAAUACGGAGACUUUGUGUUAUUUCGAUAUUGUGGAGGAUGAAGGAGAAUUCUGAGUCUUACGGAAAUAACUGUCCCUGAGAUCGAACGGAAUGCUCUCAGCUGACUGGACAAAAAAGCAGGGCAACUCUUUUAUUUUUGACAUAAAAAAACCAAAGAGUAAAACGAAUUUUUCAAUUUGGAUUAAUUAAAAUUAAAAAAAAAAAAAAAAAAAAAAAAAAAAAGAAAUUGUUCUAUGGUAGAUUUUUUGUGUGUCAAUAGUUGUCAAGCGUUAGGAGAAGAAAACUGUCAAUUUUUCCUCGGGAUCACUUCGUUAUUCUUGUGCUUUUGCCAAAAUUCGGUGAAUUUUUUUUCCGGUACGAAAAAAAGGUGGAUUUACUGCUUCGCUUCACUGCUGACUUUGUGAUUUUCGAAAAAAAGUUUAAAACAGAGGAAAAAGUUUCGAAAAAACUUGAGGAAGAAAAAAUUUUCAAAAGAUAAACGAAGGAAUAAAAAUUUGAGGAUUGGAAAAAGGUUUGAACCAAAGGAAUGAAAAUUUGAAGAUUGGAGAACAUUUUUCAUCGAAGGGAUAAAAAUUUGAAACAAAGGAAUAGAAGUUUUAAGAAUUUGUGAACAUUUCGAAACAAAGGAAUAGAGGUUUUAAAAUUGGGAACUGUUUUGAAACAAUUGGAUAAUAAAAAAUAAAAAAAAAAAAAAAUUUCGAAGAAGAUUUCUUUUUGGAAGAAAAAAUUCCGAAACAGGAAUAAAAGGUUGAAGAUACAAAAACAUUUCGAAAGAAAGGAAUAAAGAUCCAAAUUUUCAGAAAGGUUUGAAAUUUUUAACAUUGGAAGAGACAAAAAAAAAGAUUGAAGAAAAUUUGCAAAAAAAAGACGCACGUGUUUUGAAUUAAAAAAAAACACGAGAUUUAAAAGAAAUUGUGAUAUUUUAGCAGUUUUUGUGGGAAAAAAAUUUAGGUUUUUUCGGUCAAUUUGUAUGAGAAAAUAAAAUAAAAAUAGACGAUAGAAAAAAAUAGAAGAGUAAACCCAAGAAAAAUAAUAAUUCGACUGCUAUAAUGUGCCUUUUUUCUCCUUGUAUUUAGAAAAGCCUUUUUCCAGAGGAAGUGCUUCCUCGUCAGUGCCUCUCUUCUUCUCCCCUCUCGCCCCACUAAACUUUUAAUACAUUUUCGAAUAAAAAAAAAAAUUUUUUCUCCAGCAGAUGAAAAAGGGUUCGAUAAAUUUACUAAAAGUUGCAAACAGUUCGGAAAAGCUGCGAAAUGUUCCAAAAGGUUACGAGUGUUAAACAAAUUUAAAUUAAAAAAAAAAAAAAAAAAAAAAAAAAAUUUAAUGAACGUUUUCAACAGAUUAUUUUGUGCAUAGUUCGAAAAGGUACCAAAGGUUACGAAACGCUGCGAAAGGUUCCAAAAAGGUACAAAAAAUUAAGGAAAUUUAAAAUUUAAAAAAAAAAAAAAAAAAUUUAAUGAACGGUUUUAAAAGAUUAUUGUGUGCAUAGUUCGAAAAGGUACCGGAAAGUUACGAAAAGCUGCGAAAGGUUCCAAAAAGGUACAAAAAAUUAAGGAAAUUUAAAAUUAAAAAAAAAAAAAAUUAAUGAACGGUUUUAAAAGAUUAUUGUGUGCAUAGUUCGAAAAGGUACCGGAAAGUUACGAAAGGCUGCGAAAGGUUCAAAAAAGUUACAAAGAAUUAAGAAAAUUAAAAAAAAAAUUUUGCGAAAUGUUCAGAAAGGUUAAGAAAGUUUGCGAAUAGUUCCAAAAGGUUCCGGAAGGUUACGAAAAGCCGCGAAAAGUUCCAAAAGGUCAAAAAGAAUUAAGCAAAUUUAAGAAUUAAAAAAAAAAAAAAAAUUGCGAAGAAAAAAAAAGAAGGGGAACGAAAAAAAAACCCCUUUUUUGGAAAUGUUCCUGAGGCGAAUGACCGAGUGCCUCGCAAACCACCGAAUAAUCCAAAAAUCAAAAAUUCCACUCUGGAAAACGGCAAUAAAAGUGGAAAAUAAUCAUCAGCAGAAAACAUCGACUAGAGGACAAAAUUUAUCCACAUUUUCCAAAAAAUUCCUUUUGCUAAACUAAUUUUUCCGAUUUUCACUAAACAUAAGUAUUCUCAAUAAUAAAUCAAUAAAUAAUACUAGUAAUAAUAAUGGAUCUUUCAUCAUUUUUUAAUGAAAGAAAACUGAAAAUAAAUCGUGGCUCGAAGGAAGAGAGUAGAAGUGCUUCUAGAAAAUAAAAGGAAAUAAAAUUUUAAAUAUCUUAAAUAAAGAAAGAAAAAAAAAUAAAAAAAAAAUUUAAUUUAACGAAAGGACAGAAAUAAUCAAAUAUCGCAUAUUUAGCAAAAAAGAUGCGAAAUUUUUUCAUCGAACAAUAUACAUAAAAAUUAGCUACUCUGCGCUUUUUUACUUGAGAAUUUAAAUAAAUCUCUUUGUUAGUGAUCGAGAACAUAAAAAAAAAAAAAAAAAAAAAAAAUCGAGAGCAAACAGAAAACUUUGACCAACAUUAAUUAAUAACAAACUAGAUUAUUAGAAAAUCGAUUUAUAAUCGUCCGAUCUUCGCAACGAAUUUUUAUCUCUACGCUUUUGAUAAAAGCUGAUUAUUACAAGUAGAUAAAAUUUUCUCUCUCUCUUCGUGUUUUGUUUUCUCACUUUAAAAGGAAAAUUAUAAAUAAAAAAAUAAGACGGGAAAUUGAAAAACAAAGUUGAAAAAGUGAAUUGUUUCAAAAAAAAAAUAAAUAAAUAAAACUCUUUUUGGAAAAAAAAAAUUUUUUUCGUUUUUCGUUUGGGAAUUUUUAAUGGCCUAUAAAAUUGAGAGAACUACUAAAAAUUGUAGCCUAGUGUUUGAGACGAAAUAUUUCAUAAAUAAAUAAUAUAUAAUUACUGUGCUCAACUCGUGCUGUGCUUUUUAUACCAUGCCCUCGUGAUUCAUUGCGAGUGUGUUUAGUGCUUAGUGAUUAAAAAAAAGAAUAGUUGAAAGAAACGGAGAGAAAAAAAGGGAAAGAAGAGGAAAAAGGGAAAAAAAGAGAAAGUGAGAGUGAAAGAAAGAGGCCCAAGUGUCUGGGCCUGAUAUCCUGAGAUGCCUGUUAGAAGAGGUCACGUGGCACCCAGGACGACUAUUAUUGAAACCAUCAUUAGAAAAUUUGACACCCAUGAUCGAAGCUUCUUGGUAGCCAACGCUCAACACGGACUAUGUCACAUAAUAUAUUGCUCAGACGGGUUCUGCCGAUUAACGGGGUUCUCGAGAGCAGAAGUCAUGCAGAGGCCGGCGGUGUGCGAAUUUCUGCAUGGACCAAUGACAUCGCCACAUGCAGUCGCUGCAUUGCGGGACGCACUUUUGGCCGGAGACGAAAAACACUUCGAAAUACUUUACUACAGAAAAGACGGAACAAAAUUUCUCUGCAGCGAAGUGAUAGCCCUUAUCAGAAGCGAAGUAGACGACAUAUGUCUUCAAAUUAUAAACUUCGAAGACUUAAGUGCACAACCACCGCCGCAACCUUCUAUUCCACCGCCAGCGCAGGCAAACAACAGGCUCGUUACACGCUUCGACAGGGCGAGGGCAUCAUUUCGAGCCGGACUCUCGAGGACUGGCGUCGUGGGACCAUCGCGAGUCAGAAGUCGACCCAAGCCAGGUUCAAAUAUUCCUCAUCGUCUCGCCGACGGUACAAUUCUAGACGAAGAAGCCUCUGAAAAUUGUCCUUUGACAUGUGGCUCGCCGACGAUGAUGGAAUCCUGGGGCCCAGGAAGAACGGGCACCCCUCCACUUUCACUGCCAGCUCCACACAUGGUUGGCACCAUUGGCAGUUCCGGAGCCACUCCCAGUCUUCCAAUUCCUGGAACGACGGCACCUAUAGCGAGUCCCGAAGGAGUCAGCGACAUGUCCCAAAAGUCUGGAAUUUGGGAAGGACCACAAUCAUCGUCAGCUGAACAGGGACCAUCGCGAAGUGUUUCACACGCGGCGAGUCUGGAUGCGAUUUCCAGGCGUGUUGUCAAAACUGAAACAACGAGGGUCCCAUGUCGUAGUCUCACCUGUAGUGUUCUAGCGGGCCGAGGGAGCGAACUAAUCACCCUCGAACGAAGGCCAGCGACUGUUGAUAAUCUCACCGAAGCGGCAAAACAUUCGAAAAUUUUUCCUGGUGUUGCGUCGGAGAGUGAUUUACAAAAAUGGCGAACAUCCAGAGAUCGAAAAUCGCCAUCGCUCAGUCAAAUGGGUCCCGAAUCGCUAAAACAUAAAUACUCCCUGCAAGACAAUGGUUCGGCGAAAUAUUUUCAAGGAGCAAUGCACACACCAAAUAUGGGAGAAAAAGUCGCGCAGGUUCUGUCUUUAGGUGCCGACGUUCUGCCGGACUACAAACUGCAGUCGCCACGAAUACACAAAUGGACUGUGUUGCACUACUCGCCGUUCAAAGCCGUGUGGGAUUGGAUCAUUCUCCUGCUCGUCAUGUACACUGCAAUUUUUACACCCUACGUUGCUGCUUUUUUACUCGCUGAAUCCGAUUAUAGUAAAAUUAAAUCCAAAAAAUACGGGGAGGACCCAAUUGUCAUUAUUGAUCUCAUAGUCGACGUGACAUUCAUCGUGGACAUUCUCAUAAAUUUUCGUACGACAUUCGUGAAUAGUAACGAUGAAGUUGUUUCCCAUCCGGGAAAAAUAGCCGUCCAUUAUUUGAAAGGUUGGUUUGUCAUCGACCUUGUGGCCGCGAUACCCUUCGAUCUCUUGCUUUUCGGCUCCGACACAGACGAGCUCGGCUUGGACAAGGAUGAGACAACAACUCUGAUUGGACUUUUGAAAACUGCUCGACUUUUGAGAUUAGUCAGGGUUGCGAGGAAAAUCGAUAGAUAUAGUGAAUAUGGAGCCGCUGUCCUGCUUUUGCUAAUGGCCACUUUUGCCCUCAUCGCUCAUUGGAUGGCCUGCAUUUGGUACGCGAUUGGCAACGCUGAGCGACCGUCUUUAAAAAGCAAAGUUGGCUGGUUGGAUAUUUUAGCGAAUGACACUCAUCAAUUUUAUAAUCAUAAUAACACUGGUGGACCCAGUAUAAAGAGUCGAUACAUCACCGCCUUGUACUUCACGUUCAGUAGUUUAACAUCUGUGGGUUUUGGGAAUGUUGCCCCUAACACAGACGCCGAGAAAAUUUUUACCAUCAUCGUCAUGUUAAUAGGAUCUCUAAUGUAUGCCAGUAUUUUUGGCAACGUUUCGGCAAUAAUUCAAAGGCUCUACAGCGGAACUGCGCGCUAUCACACACAAAUGCUGAGGGUUCGCGAAUUCAUCAGAUUUCAUCAAAUUCCAAAUCCACUUCGUCAACGGCUCGAGGAAUAUUUCCAGCACGCGUGGACCUAUACAAACGGAAUCGACAUGAACAGUGUAUUGAAAGGAUUUCCAGAGUGCCUUCAGGCUGACAUCUGCCUUCAUCUUAACAGAAAUCUGCUGAAUAAUUGCAAAGCAUUCGAGGGAGCGAGUCCAGGAUGCUUGCGAGCAUUGUCGCUGAAAUUUAAAACAACUCACGCGCCUCCAGGCGACACUUUAGUUCACCGCGGUGAUGUAUUAACGUCACUGUAUUUUAUAUCAAGGGGAAGUAUCGAGAUUCUAAAGGACGAUAUUGUAAUGGCAAUAUUGAGUAAGGACGAUAUUUUCGGCGAGAAUCCCUGCCUCUAUCCCACCGUUGGAAAAUCGUCGUGCAACGUGAGGGCGCUCACCUAUUGCGAUCUUCAUAAAAUUCACAGGGACGAUCUCCUCGACGUCCUCGCUCUCUAUCCAGAAUUUUCCAGUUACUUCAGUCGAAAUCUCGAGAUUACUUUCAACAUGAGAGACGAGGAGCAAGCGGGCGUCGAUCCAAUAUCGGCGAGAUUUCCAGUUAGCACUCCAACUGACGUCGAAUUCGAUGCCAGAAGAUACGCCUUCCGUCCACCAAGAUAUCGCCGAGGACCCGGUGUCCCCGGUACCAAUCUUAUUCCUACGGGUCGACAAGAUUCUUUAAACGAGGACCAAGACGAUUACGAUAAGGGCAGCAGCGGUCACGGAAUUUUGGAAUUUAACACCGACAAAGCCGGGCAGGACGUGACGCCGUUAAAUCUCGAAUUUGACGAGCCAAAGCAAAGAAGUUCGACAUUCAACUCAAUAACUGGCAUGCUAACCCAUCUCAAGCGCAGCAUUCCGGACCUCCGACAGCACAAGAUUCAUCUGCAGCCGUUGACGAGCCACGACUACUUGGCCAAACAGAUGACAACACCGUUGACGAAACCGGCGCGAAGAAGUUCGGCGGCUGGGGAAAGUUCCUUAAGUCACAAUAUCACUCACCCAGCGUCCACAACUUCUAGUCAUUACACAACUCCUUCACCGCCUCAGCCAAGUGGGGACUUUCAAAGUGGACCGGGACGGCCAUUGGACGAAGUGAACGCGAGAAUAGACCAAUUGUCGAGGCAAGUGACGUCGCUGGAGCACUCGAUGGCGGGCGACAUUCGACUGAUCCUCGCGCUCCUCCAGCAGACGCUGAAUUCCUCGAGGGAGAGUUCGAGUAUCGAGAUGAUGCCGGGAACCGCGCCCGCCGGCACCGCCCGACCCAGUGGCAGAGCCCCAGCACUCGUUCAGCGGUCGGCGAGCGAACCGCAGCCGCAAACCGUUCCGCCCUCCGCCAGCAACAACGGAAACGGAAAAUUGCAACCCAGCACAUCACACAGUCUUUUUAGCUUUCUUUCGAAAUCCCUGGAUCAGUUGCAUUUGAUUUCGGCGUCUUUUAUUUUGGAUGGUUUGGACAAACUGCGAAGGCCAUCGUCGACGAGGGAGCCGGCGUCGACGUCGUCGGGAACGUCGCGUCUCACAGUGACGUCAGACACGUCGGCUCUGGCCGCGGCCUUGCAGACGGCACUCAAUGGCAGAGCGGCGCCCACCAGGUCGCAGAGUCAGCCCGUCGACCUCGCCGUGCCGCCCAACACUCAGCCGCACGCCUGGCACAGUCAGCCGGCCGCCUUCCGAAGGGGCGAAUUCAAGAGCGGUUACAGUUCAUUCAAUAAACGUUCGGAGCCGGAGGGCGACGAUCCCUGGAGUUGUAUUGUCCCGAUACUGGACCGGGGACAAUUGCAGCGGCCGCGGAGUGGCGACUCGCGAAAGGACAUCGCACUGACGUUGCGGAGUGCGAGCGAGGGACAAAGAACGGACAGAGUGCCACCGGAGGGCUCGCAGCAGCCGUUGACGCAACGCCAGGAGUCGUCGAGGCAGACGAGCGAGGACAUGUCCUGGGAAUUCACCAUCAACGAGGCGCCAAUCGCGAGACUCGAGUCGCUCGACGAAUUGGAUCAGGAUCACACUAGUUAAGGAAACACGAACAGAGAAUAGAAGCAAAAAAAAAAAAGAAAUUAAAGAGAAAAAAGAAAAAAAGGAAACGAAAAAGAAAUACAAUCCUUUUUCGAUGAGGAAGCGAAAAAUUGAAAUUAACUAAUAAAAAAAGAAAAGAAGAAAAAAGAAAGAGAAAUAGAAGAAAAAGAAAGAAACCAAAAAGGAAAGAGAAGAAAAGGGAA
Leptopilina heterotoma is the source of this 8415-nucleotide messenger RNA. RefSeq names its product potassium voltage-gated channel subfamily H member 6 (gene sei). The coding region runs from base 3986 to 8212 and encodes 1408 amino acids. The record is from RefSeq and is a predicted model, not a curated record. Gene Ontology annotation, molecular function: inward rectifier potassium channel activity. Gene Ontology annotation, biological process: potassium ion transmembrane transport; membrane repolarization during action potential. NCBI's taxonomy places the organism in Eukaryota, Metazoa, Arthropoda, Insecta, Hymenoptera, Figitidae. Gene Ontology annotation, cellular component: membrane. The transcript has 25 exons.